This is a messenger RNA of Brassica napus (rape), 2769 nucleotides long. RefSeq names its product protein transport protein SEC31 homolog A. The coding region runs from base 1377 to 2564 and encodes 395 amino acids. Gene Ontology annotation, biological process: endoplasmic reticulum to Golgi vesicle-mediated transport; COPII-coated vesicle cargo loading; intracellular protein transport. Lineage: Eukaryota; Viridiplantae; Streptophyta; Magnoliopsida; Brassicales; Brassicaceae. The record is from RefSeq and is a predicted model, not a curated record. Gene Ontology annotation, molecular function: structural molecule activity. The transcript is spliced from 10 exons. Gene Ontology annotation, cellular component: COPII vesicle coat; endoplasmic reticulum exit site.
GUUAGAUUUGGAUGCAAGUCUCUGGCUUUAAUGCUAAUGCACGCAAGCUGCUCGGUAAAAUGCCAACGACACUGUCAGAUUGUUUAGAGGCAGAGUUUUUUAGCAGUAUACUGAUGGGAAGCAGAGAUUGAGUAUAGUUUUAUUUGGUAGGUGUGGAAAGAGAGUUCUUCAUGAGACACAUUAGAAGAAUGAAAUGGGUAAAGGAAACCUAGAUUCAUAGUGAGACAAAUAUGCCAUAGUUAUACCUCUGAGUGAGAUCAACUAAGCUCUCCAAGUUCAAGAGAAACCUCUGAGUGAAGCCAUGUAAUACUCUCCAAGUAUAGGCCUGAAUAGAUCUCACACUUAGUUUGUUUUCCAGAAGAACAAGAGCCCUUUGCCUACAUCAAAAGCAUCCUACUGGUCAUUUCAAGUCAUCUUCAUCUGUGCUUUCAAACUUUGCGUUGCUGCUCCGUUGCUGCUCCAUCCACGCUAAGUUUGCAGGGGAGUAUAAGAGCCCAAGCCCAAGAAGAACAACCAAGCCUGUUAGACUAAGUGUUUAGGGUUUUAGCAAGUUAGAUUUGGUAUAAAUAUGUCUAGUAUCAUUAUGGCAAUGCAACUUUGGCUGCGUUUCAAGCAGCCUACUUCAAACUCUAUUUAUGAUAUCAAAAGGUUCAUUUAGUUCUUGAAGACAAACAUCAAGCUUGUUCCUUUCUUGUUCUUUACUUUUCAAUAAAGCUCCUUUGAGCUAAUCCUAGUUUAUGUUUCAAUAAAGUCUUUCAGACACAAAUCUAUCUUGUUCUACAAAUCUCUUCAGAAGCGCCCGGUUAGUGCAUCUUUUGGAUUUGGAGGAAAGCUUGUGUCAUCUAACUCAAAGCUCCCUGAGGCUUCUGUGGUUUUCUUGCAUAGCCUUGCCACAGAACAAAGUUUGGUGAAUCGAAUAACUAAAUUUGAAACGGAGAUAGAAAACGGAGAGAAGACUUCACUAAUGAGUUUGUGCAAGAAGAAAUCUGAAGAGACCGAAUCCGAGGAGGAGAAAGAAACAUGGAGCUUGCUGAAAAUCAUGCUUGAAGAGGAUGGGAACGCAAAGACGAAGUUGCGUACCCAUCUUGGCUUUAGUUUACCUUCUGAGGAUCAAAAGGAUCAAGAGCAUCAUGCUACAUAUUCUUCUGAAAACAUAGAAGAAGAAAUCUCUGAUCCAUUAUUUGAUGAUGCCAUCCAACGUUCAUUGAUUGUGGGAGAUUACAAGGAAGCAGUAGCUCAUUGUUUAUCUGCAAACAAGAUGGCUGAUGCUUUAGUUAUUGCUCACGUUGGUGGUACUACCUUGUGGGAGAGUACUCUUGAUAAAUAUCUGAAGAUGAGUAAUGCACCUGUAGUUUAUAUUCAACUUUACUUUAGCUAUGUUAGUUAUUGCCAUCUUGAUAAUCUUGUUUCAGGUUGUUUCUGCAAUGGUGAACAAUGAUUUAAUGAGCCUUGUUCAUACAAGGCCAGCUAAAUUAUGGAAAGAAACUCUUGCUCUCAUCUGCACUUUUGCAGAAGGAGAUGAAUGGACAAGCCUCUGUGAUGCUCUUGCCUCACAUUUGUUGUCUUCUGGUUUUACUUUGGCUGCAACUCUGUGCUACAUUUGCGCCGGAAAUGUCGACAAAACAGUAGACAUAUGGUUGAGGAGCCUUGAAAAAGACAAUGCUGGAGAAUCUUAUUCUGAGCGUGUUCAAGAUCUUAUGGAGAAGACUAUUGUCCUUGCUUUGGCAACCGAGAACAAGAGAUUCAGUGGCUCUUUAUACAAACUCUUUGAGAGUUAUGCUGAGAUAUUGGCCAGCCAAGGACUUAUUGCAACGGCUAUAAAGUUCUUAAAACUUCUUGAGCCUGGUGAUUUCUCAUCUGAACUUUCAAUAUUGAGGGAACGGUUUUCUCAAAGUGUUUAUCAGGAGCCAACUCAGACGCAGCCAAAUCCAUAUAACCAAGCUCAGCCAGCUCUCCAGCAAUCCUUCACUCCAGCUCCAGUAACCAAUGCUGAGCCAUCAAGAACUACUUUAGUUUCUUUAAAUCCUCCUCCUCAUCAACAGAGAACAAUGAAUUUUCAUUCAUCUACUAGAUACACAAACGCAACAUACAAUCCACCACCUGGUCUACAUCUUAACUCUAAGAUUCACCAAACUGUUGUUCAACAAGUGGAACUCAUGGUUCCAGCACAGCGGGUAGCUGUGCAACCACCCCCUGCACCUGUAGCUCCACCACCGACUGUUCAGACAGUGGACACUUCCAAUGUACCAGCUCACCAGAAACAUAUUGUGGCUACAUUGACAAGGCUUUUUAAAGAGACAUCAGACACAUUAGGUCCUGCCAAGAAGCGUGAUAUAGAAGGUAUCUCAAGAAAAGUAGGAUCUCUGUUUGCGAAACUCAAUAAUGAGGACAUCUCAAAGCACGCUGCAGAAAAACUCUCUCUGCUAUGUCAAGCUCUAGACAAACAUGACUUUGUUGCAGCUUUGCAAAUACAGGCGCAUCUGGCGUCCACCGAAUGGGAUGAAUGCAACUUCUGGCUCCUACCACUUAAACAAAUGAUAAAAGGAAGGCAAAAUGUUCGAUGAAAAAGGAGUAUCAGCAGUUGCUUAGAAAGCUUCAGAGCCAAGCAAUCUUGGGAAAGCCUGAGUUCAUGAGACUGGUGUUAAAAGUCUAAUACAGUUCUUAACAGAUUGUUUUCCUUUUCUUGUAAUGUUCUUUUAGUCUCAUUCUUAGUCUUAGCUAACUAAAGUCAAAAUGAAUGAAGUGGUCUCCAACCAUUUGAUUUUCUUA